This is a messenger RNA of Arachis duranensis, 513 nucleotides long. RefSeq lists its product as uncharacterized. The transcript is spliced from 2 exons. Bases 1 to 513 code for a protein of 170 amino acids. Lineage: Eukaryota; Viridiplantae; Streptophyta; Magnoliopsida; Fabales; Fabaceae. The record is from RefSeq and is a predicted model, not a curated record.
AUGCCCCCUAAGGAACCUAUACAAGAGCCUGAAGUAUCACACCCUCAGGAGCUACAAGAGGAGACCAAGGACGAGCAGUUCUCUCAGUUCUUAGAGGUCCUUAAAAAUUCACAAAUUAACAUUCCUUUUGCUGAGAUUCUGGAGAAAAUGCCUCCCUGUGAUGCAUACAUGAAAAGCAUACCCUCUGAGAAGAAGGCCUUAAAGGGAGAUAAAACAAUGGUCCUGACCAAGGAAUCCCUUUGUGAUCUUAGCUCAAGUAUCAAUCUGAUGCCUUUGUUUGUGAUGAAGAAGCUGCAGAUUCAAGAGGCACAGCCUACAAGGAUAGCAUUACAGAUGGCUGGUAAAUCUCUGAGGCGGCUAGUGGAGAAUGUCUUAGUCAAAGUUGGAGAGCUUUUCCUCCCUGCAGAUUUUGUGAUACUUGACAUGGAAGAGGAUGCAAAUGACUCUAUCAUCCUAGGAAGACCAUUCCUAACCACUAGAAGAGCUCUUAUUGAUGUUGAGAGAGGGAAUUAG